AUGAUCAACACACAACACAGCAAGAAUGGUCCGGCAGCCAGCGGAAGCACGGCCCCACCUGCUCACAACAAGCAGCCAUCGAUGGCUCCCAAAAAGACCGCCCUUAGGGAUUUACAGAAUGAAAAUGAGCGAACAAUCCACAAGCAGCAAGACAGCCUACUUCUUGGGAAACAGAAUGGAGACUCUAUCAAGGUCUGUGGGACCAAACGCCUCACGCCCGAGCGCCCCCACGGCCUCAACAUUAGUGGGGCCAACGAGAAUGUGAUGAAUGCGCGCAGGAGGUUCGAGCUGGAACUCGGUCGAGGGAGGCUCCAGAACAACAUCGAGAGGUUUUCGGAGUUGAAGAAUAUUGGUAAUGCUAAUCGUGCUCCCGUGAACGUGUCCGGUAAUCUGAAGCCGGCUGUAGCUUUCCCAGGCAAUGGUCUUCCGGUUCCCAUUUCUUCUGUUAAGAACAGUAAUGUUAAUGGGAUGGCUGCUGCUAAGGCAGCGCCUUCAGAGGCUGCCCGAGCGAUUGAGCCGAAGGUGAUGGGGCUUCUGCGUUUGUCUCCUUCUGAGCUUAGCAAGCAUGCCGUGGAAUUGGAGAAAAGGGCAAUCCAGUUGACUAUAGAGGAAGGCAACGAGAUGCAACGAAUGAGAACACUGAACAUUUUGGCGAAAUCUUCUCCAACAAACAAUUUGCUGCAAUCAAAUCAGUUAUUGCCACCCAAUAAGCGUUAG
Messenger RNA from Striga hermonthica, 717 nucleotides. NCBI's taxonomy places the organism in Eukaryota, Viridiplantae, Streptophyta, Magnoliopsida, Lamiales, Orobanchaceae. The record is from the annotation of a GenBank genome assembly.